Arthroderma uncinatum is the source of this 1875-nucleotide messenger RNA. Its product is annotated as phosphoenolpyruvate carboxykinase AcuF. NCBI's taxonomy places the organism in Eukaryota, Fungi, Ascomycota, Eurotiomycetes, Onygenales, Arthrodermataceae. The transcript is spliced from 4 exons. The record is from RefSeq and is a predicted model, not a curated record. The coding region runs from base 1 to 1875 and encodes 624 amino acids. Gene Ontology annotation, cellular component: cytosol. Gene Ontology annotation, molecular function: phosphoenolpyruvate carboxykinase (ATP) activity; ATP binding. Gene Ontology annotation, biological process: gluconeogenesis.
AUGGUUAUGCCAUCAGUCAACCGGACGAGUUUGCACCCCACCGGUGUCCAGCCCGCCGUGGGACACACCGAGAUCGAGGAAGAACUCCACGAGACCGCCCACAUCGACUAUGACCGUGUUGCAAUUAUUGCCAACCCCUCCGUCGCCUCUCUCUACGAAGAUGCCCUCGUCUACGAGACUGGAACCGCCAUCACCUGCAGCGGUGCCCUCACAGCCUACUCCGGUGCUAAGACCGGCCGAUCCCCCCUCGAUAAGCGAAUUGUCAAGGAGGAGUCCUCGUCGAAAGACAUCUGGUGGGGACCUGUUAACAAGCCCAUGAGCCCCGAGGUCUGGAGAAUUAACCGCGAGCGUGCCGUCGACUACCUCAACACCCGCAACCGCAUCUAUGUCGUCGAUGGUUUCGCCGGAUGGGACGAGCGCUACCGCAUCAAUGUCCGCGUUGUCUGCGCCCGUGCCUACCAUGCUCUCUUCAUGCGCAACAUGCUUAUCCGUCCAUCUCGCGCCGAGCUUGAACACUUCCACCCCGACUACGUUAUCUACAAUGCCGGCUCUUUCCCUGCCAACAGAUGGACCGAGGGUAUGACCAGUGCCACCUCCGUCGCCAUCAACUUCGCCGAGAAGGAGAUGGUCAUCCUCGGAACCGAAUACGCCGGUGAGAUGAAGAAGGGUGUCUUCACCGUUCUCUUCUACGAGAUGCCAGUCAAGCACAACGUCCUCACCCUCCACUCUUCUGCCAACCAGGGCAAGGACGGUGACGUUACCGUUUUCUUCGGCCUGUCUGGAACCGGAAAGACCACACUCUCCGCUGACCCCAAGCGUGCCCUCAUCGGUGACGACGAGCACUGCUGGACCGACACCGGUGUCUUCAACAUCGAGGGUGGUUGCUACGCCAAGUGUAUCGGCCUCUCCGCUGAGAAGGAACCAGAUAUUUUCGGUGCCAUCCGCUUCGGCUCCGUCCUCGAGAACGUCGUCUUCAACCCAGAGACCCGUACCGUCGACUACGAUGACUCCACCCUCACCGAGAACACCCGCUGUGCCUACCCAAUUGAGUUCAUCGAGAACGCUAAGAUCCCAUGUGUCUCCGAUGGCCACCCCAAGAACAUCAUCCUCCUCACCUGUGACGCUCGCGGUGUCCUCCCACCAAUCUCCAAGCUCACCACCGAGCAGACCAUGUUCCACUUCAUCUCCGGCUACACCUCCAAGAUGGCCGGUACCGAAGAUGGUGUCACCGAGCCACAAGCCACCUUCUCCUCUUGCUUCGCCCAGCCCUUCCUUGCCCUCCACCCAAUGCGCUACGCCAAGAUGCUUGCUGACAAGAUCCGCGAGCACUCUGCCAACGCCUGGCUCCUCAACACCGGCUGGGUCGGUGCUGGUGCCACCACCGGCGGCAAGCGUUGCCCACUCAAGUACACCCGUGCCAUCCUCGACGCCAUCCACUCCGGUGAGCUCGCCAACGCCGAGUACGAGGUCUACGACACCUUCAACCUCCACGUCCCAACUUCCUGCCCUGGCGUUCCUUCUGAGCUUCUUAACCCCAAGACAUCCUGGACUGGCUCCGCCGACUUUAAGGAGGAGGUAACCAAGCUCGGUGUCCUCUUCAACGACAACUUCAAGAAGUACGCCGACGAGGCCACCCCAGAGGUCAUCGCCGCUGGACCCUCUGUCGCCGCCGCCAAGGUCGAAGAGACCGUCAAGUCUGUCCAGGAGGCCGUCAAGCCAGUUGAGGAGGCUGUCAAGCCCGUUGAAGACGCUGUCAAGCCUGUUCAAGACGCUGUUGUCAAGCCAGCCGUCAACGCUGUCGAGUCCGUCGUUGACCAGGUCAAGGCCGCCGUUGCUGAGCCAGAGAAGGUUCUCAACGGUGAUGCCCCCAGCUAA